Ooceraea biroi (clonal raider ant) is the source of this 4656-nucleotide messenger RNA. RefSeq names its product retina and anterior neural fold homeobox protein 2. The record is from RefSeq and is a predicted model, not a curated record. Gene Ontology annotation, molecular function: RNA polymerase II cis-regulatory region sequence-specific DNA binding; DNA-binding transcription factor activity, RNA polymerase II-specific. Gene Ontology annotation, biological process: positive regulation of transcription by RNA polymerase II. Lineage: Eukaryota; Metazoa; Arthropoda; Insecta; Hymenoptera; Formicidae.
CGGGAGUAGUUGUGUACAGCUGCAACAAAGGCCACCCCGGUAGACGACGGCCGGCUAGUCCUCGUUGACACGACGCACGCUCAAGAGCUUCGGCAAGGACCGAACGGAAAGGAACUUUUUCGUCUGGCCAUCUGGCGCCUGCGAAAGUGAAUGAGCGAGCGCGGACGUUCCGUCAAGGAAUCGCGGAGGACGAUCGUCUCACCCCUGAUGACAGAUAUUGCCGCCCCUGGUAGCGCCGAGUAGGCGAUCACAGCGCGUGCAGAUCGUACAAGAGAUCCAACGGUUUUGUGAAUUCGGAUCACAGACGGUGACCUGGUGCCAGCGGAUGACAGCGAAAGACAUAUUUCUCUUGGAGACUGACCCGAAUCAGUGUUAAAGGUUUUGGAAAACUGACGGGGAAAUGCUCACCUGUUCCUGCUGACUGACGUUACGGGAAGCAGAUCAGUUUUGUGUCGACGGGAGAUGUUAAUCAGAGUGCCAUGGAUCCGUACCAAGAUUCGUGAAGCGGUGACAAGUGAUCACGGGAAUCUCAUGAUCCGGCCUCGUGUACUGAACGAAUUGCGUUCAGUUUCGUGUGACAGAUCAAGCGCUGGACGCGUCGUCUGAAGCCUCACCUCAAUUCCGGGGUGUUCCGGGCCAAUGACAUGAUUCCGUUAAUCGUUUGACACAGACUGAGCGCUCCAACGAUCGUAGUGAGGAGGAUCUUGAAACUCAGCAUUAAUAUUUUAAAUUGAGUGUAUCACGAUCUCACGAACAUUGCCGAAACUAAUCGAUUGCCUGAGCAGUGCACGAUCUUAUCCGAGAUGCACUUUACGGUGAGAGACACGUGUGUCCGAGGGUUCCGUCGCGUGAUCAGCGAACUCUAGUGCAUCCACAGAGUCUAAUUCGCGUGAUCCUCCAUCAGCGAGGGUGGUAAUCAGACUCGCAGCGAUCUCGGCGAAGAGAACUCUUCCGUACGAGUCUCCGACGAUGGAUUCUCAGCAACUCGUUGACACGGCAUCCCAGAACAGUCAGGACCUUGUCCUGCCGAAGCCGACCAGUAGCACCCCGAGACACAGCAUUGAUGCGAUCCUUGGAUUGGCCAGCCAUAAAAGGACUCAUCAAGAGAUGGAGGACACUAGUCGCGACACGCAGGAGAACACGGGUGAGAACAGCUGCAAUUCCACCGGUGGUGGCAGCGACGAGGAACUCGGCACGGGUUGCGGAGACGACAUAAAUGGUAACGGUGGCAAGAAGAAACAUCGCCGCAACCGGACGACCUUCACGACCUACCAGCUGCACGAGCUCGAGCGGGCGUUCGAGAAGUCCCACUACCCGGACGUCUACUCCAGGGAGGAGCUCGCCAUGAAGGUCAAUCUGCCGGAAGUUCGUGUUCAGGUCUGGUUUCAGAACAGACGAGCCAAGUGGCGUAGACAGGAGAAAAUGGAAGCCGCGAGACUGGGCCUGAGCGAGUACCAUCACGCAGCUAACAUGAGGAACGUCGCCGGCCCGGCUCUAGGUCUGCCAGGGGAUCCUUGGCUAGCACCGCCAGGGUUGCUCAGCGCACUUCCCGGUUUCCUUGCUGCACCUCACACGGGAUACCCCAGUUAUCUGACGUCUCCCAGGCGAUUGCCGUCACCGCCGAACGUCGGCGCUGUGGCUAACGCCGUUCCAGAAAUUACGUUUUUCUUGCAGGAUCGCUUGCCAGCAGCAUGGCGAGCAUAAGUGCCAGCGGCCACGUGCAACCACCACCGCCGAGUCCGCCGGGGCACGAUCCGCGCACCUCGAGUAUCCAGGCGCUCAGGAUGCGGGCCAAGGAGCACGUCGAGAGCAUCACCAAAGGCCUGCAGAUGGUUUGAAGGUUAACCACCGAGGAUCCGCCGAGGGAUACGCGUCGAGGCAUCGCGCUCGUGGCGGCGUGACGAGCUACCCCUCGCCAUCCCAGACAUUCCGGAGAUCCCAAAGAGUCGGCUGAGCAGCGAGAGCGGUACGUCGACCGACGAGAGCACGAGAGAGUUCUUUCCGCGAUGUAGGGAGUAGGCAUCCCCGACGAUGCUGGACGCGACGCAAGUACGAGAGCCUUCGCGAGACGAAGUCGAUCGUCCGCGGAGGAUAAAUUCCCGGUUAAGAGAAAGAUGAUCUUGCUCUUCUGACUGGUACCGACAGUUACCGGAGUUUACUGGUUACCGGCGACGACGGCGUUAGAUGACUACAAGAAUUAAAACUGCAAGGAUCGACGAUUGUAGAUCGGUGGGUGUACCUUCGACAAUCGUAGAGACUGUAAGUGUGUGUGAUAAUUGCCAGGUGUCUAGGAGCGAUGAGUAUGUGUUCAUGAUUGAGAACGGGCUGAGAGACGCUGGAAAUAUCGAGAGUAACCUAAUGAUUUUAUUCUAAAAAUGAUCCUUAAUUUUACACAAAUUCGUAGAAGGAUUAUAGAAGAAGCAAGAUUUUCCUAUGAAAAGAAUUUGAUCAAGGAAAGAUUUUCCGUAAAACGGCAAAGAGAACAUAGAAAAUGUCUAAGGAACGUUUGUAAGAUUAAGAUGCCUCUUAGGCACUUGCUCGUGACGCUUUUGAUAAUUAUUAAAAUGACAGUAGUUACCACAAACGGUCAACUGUACACACAAACUCACGACUGGCAAGACACUUUAGAACGAAUUGAGUGAAAAAUUUCCUCUAAGUCGGUAUUGUGCAAUAGUCGAGAGAAAUUAAGUUGCGCAGACUUGUCGCAUAGUCAAAGUAAAGACAAAGAAGAACAAAGAUCGAUUAGCUUACCAUUAUAUUGUUAACAGUCUCUCAUUUAUUGUGACUUGUGUGACUAAAUUAAAUUACCUUUCGCAGCGUUUGGGAAGAGAACGUUGAAGAUACACGAACAGUUUUCAAAGGGCAUGAUAUUUGACUCUUGGAAAUUACUUGCACAUGCGAUUUCAUUGCCGAAAGGUCAAAGUGGACGUUACCUAAUUUUGUAAAUCGAUAUCGUCGAUCAUCGCGAAUAACAGCAAUCUAGUUUUACAUUUAUUUGUGACUAGAUUGUUGAUCAAUUUAUUAAUUCGUUUAACUAAUUUAUACAAUUUUGUAUUCCAUGUAUUUUGCGGUAUAUUUCGUAUUACUCGACAUGACGCACAAUAAACGAGCGACGAUGAGAAAUCAGACGAUAUCUCUCACAAAACGAAUUGGUUUACGAUCCUCGAAUGUUGGUUAUAAACAGAUGUCAAUAAAUUAGCGUCAAUUUAUAUAUAUAUAUAUAUAUCCAUAUAUAUAGAUAUGUGGAAUAUUUACAUCAUCGCUCAAUACCUCAGCUAUUUCAAGCAGUGAAAAAUAGCUGAUAUCACUUUUGGUUUAUCUCUCGUCUAUUUCGAAACGCACGUAUAAACUUAUAAUUUAGAUAUUUCGCGCAUAAAGCUUCCACUUUUGGCUUUUGCGUUAAGCACAAAGAAAAUCCUCAUCAUUUCUUGCUCCUUGAACCUCGUGCUCCGCGUUGCGUUGCCGUUAAUCACAAUACAAAGAAACAGAAAUAAGAAAGGAUCUCUUCACUUUCCGAGGAGAGAAAAAGAGAGAAAGAGAAAGAGAGAGAAGAAGAACCAGAGAUCGAUCUGUUUGACAAAUACGUCCAUUAUCGAAUAAUUGAAUAUCCUGUAUAUGAUAGUGUCUUAGGACAAGCGGGGGCGCAAUAAGCGGAAAGGAAUGCUGUUGUUUGAUAAGGAUAUACCUUAAAAGAGCAACUUAGACGUUAAUAGCACUGCGCGAUCAGAUCGAGUAACGCAUCGCGGAGCGUAUUCGAUUCGCGCUCGUCGACCGCAUGCUUUCUCGCGACUCGAGACAAGUUGCAUUCAAGACCCUUCGUAGCAGAAUACGUGCGACUGAAAUGUCGUUUUAACGUUUGAACGUAAAAAGGUAAAGCCGGUUAUUUACAAAAGCUCCUGGAUCGGCGACGCUCAUGUAGCCGACGGCGAUCGUGCAUCGGCGAACUAGCGAAAUAUCUCUUGUAGAAUAUAGGAUAAAGAAAAAAAGAGAGAAAGAGAUGAGACACGGAGGCGAGAGAAAUGUGAAUUUUGACAUAAACAAUAUUCUGCAGUAUUAAUACGUUAAGGCGAAGAAUUGUGCAUAUUCUAUCUAUAGACGCCAUCGUGGUAUGUAAAUUCCGGAGAGCGCGGAGGAGGAUUCGUCACCACCGAUCAACGUUUAACAAUUGAAUGCGAAGCUCGACUCGCGACAUGCAAAAUCGUAAGGCUUCAAAAAAUAUCAUUUUUCGAUUAAGAUGAGUCCAAAAUCUUUUCUUUAAUUUGUCUGCGCCAAGAAGUUUACGUUAAAAAGACGAAAGCAUGUUUGGAGCCUCUACUUUGUCAGACAUAAUACGGAGUUUGGCUAAAAAAAGGCAGUUUUCGUUAGCUCGAUGUACUGUUCUUACAGCUCCUUACGAUUUCGCAGACCAUAUUUCUUUUCUGAUACUUGCACGCGGAUCAUUCACAAGUGCGAGCCGGUCAGCCUCCGCGGUCCAUAAACGAGAACUCGUAGAAAACGAAGAAACGUAGUUAGUCACUUCCCGGACGUCUAUUUGUAUAUAUACCCGCUCGUGACAGAAUAAAAGAUUCGAUGUACAUAUUUAAUCGUACCAUAUCGUUUGAAAGACAGGGCCUCCUUUAUUGAAAUAAAAAUACAAACGAUAAUAAUAUUGAAAAG